This is a messenger RNA of Aspergillus affinis, 2247 nucleotides long. RefSeq lists its product as uncharacterized. NCBI's taxonomy places the organism in Eukaryota, Fungi, Ascomycota, Eurotiomycetes, Eurotiales, Aspergillaceae. The transcript is spliced from 7 exons. The record is from RefSeq and is a predicted model, not a curated record. The coding region runs from base 1 to 2247 and encodes 748 amino acids.
AUGAUUACCCUACAAUUCUCGUCCGACGAGGACGGCCUGGAUAACAUUAUUAACGCGGAUAACGAUACCCUGGAGGAUAUCGACCAGAAAAAUACCCUUGCCAGAUUCGACCUUACCGAGAUUAGUAACCUGAAAGGUAUCUGUACUGCCCUAGAGACCGUUACGAGCGUAAAAGAACUGAAGAAAUGGCUUAAGGGUACUCUAUUCCGACCCUAUUUCCUAUACUGUUACCUGCACGCUAUCCUCCCCGCUCAAUCUAGCGGCAACAAUAUGAAUCAAGGUAAAUCGUUUACCACUAUCAUUGCCCGUAUCCAUGCCGCAGCCAACAGCGGUAAUACCAAAUACCUCAACCAUUUUUCCGACAAGACCAACUGGGACCGGGCCGACUGGAUUGCCUUUUGUUUACUUACCCUGGUUAACGUCAAUACGCGCAACGUGGACGGGAUCUUUUACAAGAAAGCCUGGACACAGGAGCAUAAAGAGAAGGUAAUCGAGCCCUAUUGGCAGUUCCAUUUGAUCGAACUGUGUCUGCGCCUCAUCGAGGAGGAACUAGCAGAGGAGCCGGCGCCAGAUGCCUCGGAUACUGGUAACACAAAGCUCCCCCAUAAGGAUAACAUGCAGGACGAGGCGGAUGAGAUCUCUAUAACACUAUUUAAGGUUCUUAUGGCUACCGCAGGGCCCUACUCCAUAUAUUAUCCUACCGGGCAAAAGGAGGCUUAUAAAGACACGCCUGACGGCCGGGUAACCCUGUCCCAAUGCGAGAAUCACGAGGAGGCCUGCGAGGCACUCAAUAUCAGUAACCCAGACGUCCCCAAAUAUCCCGCGAUAAGGAUCAAUACGUCUUUCCGUUUUUGGCAGCCCGUAGCCAUUUAUGCAAUCGUACAGUUCCGCGAAAAUCCACUGCUCUCCGGGUGCAUCUUGGCCGAUAUGCGGGCUAUAACGCUGAAAGACAAGCCCACCCUUAUUAUCUGCCCCCCCUAUCUGGUGUGGCAAUGGGCCGCUGAGAUCAAGGCCGUCACCAAACGGCUCAAAGUCAUUGUGUACUUUGGAAACGCGCGGGAAGACCCCCCAGUCGACGUCAAAGUCAUUCCUAAACUGGCAGGCAAUCUCUCAUGGAUGACUGGCCCGCAAGCACAUCAUGCCGUAAAGCAAUUCCGCCGUUACCUCUUUGUCCAGACCCGCGAGGGCCAAAUCAUAUGGAACAUGGCCAAGUAUCGAGAACUCACGCUGGUUAUCACCUGGCUGUUCUUCAGGUAUUGCUACCACCUCUUAGUGCGAGCUAGUGCACGAUUCCUCGACACUCAGGCCCGGCAUCUCACACUCGGUCCUCAACUGAUCAAAAAAGCGAUACAAGUUAAAAAUCAGAUUCUGAUGCGGAAAUAUACCGAGGAUACUACAGCCCCUGCCCCGGUAACGCAUGAUAUCCCCGAGCAAUUUACCGAUCAAAACGUUCUCCUGUACCUAUUGCGCGGUAGCCCGAAGUUACGCGCCCUCCUGUCUAUAAUCCAGCAGGAGCAGUUCUUUAUCGCUGCCGCCUUUUAUUAUGCCUGUAUUAACUGUCGGGUCUUUCACUCGGAACUUAACUCCAAGGAGCGUAUCGAGCUGGUACGAGAUUUUACAACCAAAGUGGAUGAAUGCAUGGUCUUAAUAUGCUCCUAUUACGUUAACGCAGCGGGUUCUAACCUUCAGAAUCUCUGCCGGAACGUAUACCUCUUUAAUAUCUUUACAUCCGACUCCCUCAAGCAGCAAGCCAUCGGGCGGGUAAACCGUGUCGGACAGACUCGAACAGUCAAGAUUUACGAUUACAUUGUGUCGGACAGCUUCAAUGCUAGCAUUUUUGCCAAGAACCUUACUAAGGCUGUCCCCGACCUUGUGGUCACCCUGAAUUGGGAUAUGUUUACCGAUACCCUAGACGUAACUGGAGACAGUUCGGUACCGAGCUUUAAUAUCGAUAUAUGGGUCCUCAAUCAGGAUAAUACUAUCAGCAAGGUCCGCCAUGCCCUGAUGGAACUUGUCCCCAAGGACCAACGCCUCUCCCCAGAGGACGUAGUCAAAGCCUUAAUCAGUACUAUGAAGGCGAGUUCUCGCAUACGUGAAAUGUCUGAUAUCGACGUCCAGUAUCUGGAGGGCGAGGAGGCUAAAAAGGAUAGUAAAGGCCCUAUAGAUAUAACAGAAGAUGUACCUAGGAAUGUAGCAGAGGGUUCCGACCCUAAAAAAAAAAAGGCAGAUAAGGUAAAACUAUUCUAA